Molecule: messenger RNA, 1605 nt
Organism: Panicum virgatum (switchgrass)
Lineage: Eukaryota; Viridiplantae; Streptophyta; Magnoliopsida; Poales; Poaceae
Exons: 4
Coding region: 86-1237 (383 amino acids)
Biological process (GO): spliceosomal snRNP assembly
Cellular component (GO): nucleus; SMN complex
Source: RefSeq, a predicted model, not a curated record
CUUUCCUCUUGCUCACCCGCACCACCGUGCCUUAAACCCAAACCCUCACCCGCCGCUCGGACCUUCCAGAACUUUCCGCCUCGCCAUGGCGGCCGCCGCAGCCGGGGCGGCCCACGAGGGAUCCGCGCGCAGGAAGAGAGCGUACGCGAGGCCGGAGCUCGAGGCGCUCAGGGGCGCCCCGUCGGAGGAGGCGCAGGUGCGGUUGUGGGCCAAUGUCCGCGCCGCCCUCGCCGCUGCCGGCUUCUCCGGCGAGUACGACGGUCUCCUCGUCGCUGAAGACGAGGAGCCUCGGAGCAGGAGGGGGAGCAAGGGGAGGAAGGCCGCGGGCGGGGGAGGCGCUGGGGCCGGGAGGAAGUGGGGCGAAGAGAGGGCGGCGGCGGCGCCCCGGUUGUCUGGUGUGCUCGAGAUUGGUGCGUGGAGAAAUGGGGAUUUGGGGGUUUCUCACGAGCACUUCUUCGAGGCUGGUGCUCACGACCCUGGUGUGGCGUAUGGAUUAGUUGAAGAGCAGGGUGAAGAUGUGGAGUGUGAAGAUGACAGCGAUGAUGACUAUGAGGGCAUUUUGAAGCCUGCAUUUGCGGUGGACGGGGAUCCUGAUUUCCAGUCUGGAGAGCCUCUUGACGGUUUUGAGUAUCUUCGGCGUGUCAGGUGGGAGGCUAGGCAAAUCCCUAGAGUGAAGGUAGCCAAGGUGGAUUUGAGUGCAGCUAGAAAGGAGCAAACCCCUUAUAUGCCGGAAAUUCCUGACAUACCCAUGUGCUUACCUGAUUUGCGCGCAUCAAAGCAAUGGGAAGAUGCAUUUCUUACCCAUUUUUCUGAGACCAGACUGGUGUUCUCCGAGCUUGUCAGCUCUGAUGAGCCAUCUGUAUCUGGUGGAAUGAAAAACUACACGAAACCUGUAAGCAGCAAGGAAUCACAGACUGAACCAACACUGACAAUGCUUCGCAACAUGGAUGCAGUUGCGAGAGCUGCGACGCUAAGGAGCUACAUAGAUAUGAUCCAGAGUUUGGACUCGCUCUCAAGGAAUAACUGCCUGUGGCUUUUUGCACUCUGUGUAGCCGUGGAUGCUCCCUUGGAUGCAGAGACAUGUGCCUCCCUAAGGUCCUUGCUGCGCAAGUGCGCAACCAUCCUUAUCACAAAGUCGGAGAUGGACGAUGAGGUUGUAAUGCUGAAUAUACUGAUGGCAAUAUCUGGAGUCGGAGAAGGGCGGGCCUGGUGCAGCGGUAGAGCCUACCGUCUGUAACCGGAAGGUCCCGGGUUCGAGCCCCAGCCUCUGCACAUUUGUGUGGGUAAGGCUUGGGGCUUAAAAACAACCCUUCCCCAGACCCCGCACAGUGCGGGAAGCCUACGGCACUCGGUACGCCUUUUUUUUUAUUUUGGACAGUAUGAACAUAGAUGUGAGUAGGAGAUUGUGAUAUCACCGUGGUAAAGCUGCAUUUGUCGCUAUGACUUCUAUUUGGCACAAUAGGUUUGAUGUUUUGAACAAUUAAUUAGAGGAAGAAUAUCUGCGAAAGCCUUAACUGACCCUAUUGCAAUGGCUGAUGUAGGAAAAUGCAUUUGAUAUGGGCGCUGCGACUCUGAAAGUUGGCAUCUGCAGUUCUGGCCGUAUUA